AUGGUCGCAACGGUUACCAAGUCAACAAAACAAAAUGGCCGCAGAGGUUGCAGUGUAGAUCUCAUGCUGGAUGAUGAACCGAAUGUUGUAGGAAGCAGCAUCAUGUCGCACACGAAACUGCCCCCUCUACCACCCUCCCUGACAACAUAUCCUCAACCCAACACAAAUGGCAAAACUGUAAAACAGUACACUGGACUGAGUGGAUCAAGUUAUAGCCUGACUGGCCCAUCUGGUAGUACAAAGUUUGCUCUCCCUUCAGCGGCUGUACUGCAGCCCUAUAUAGACACCAGGGCAGGGACUUUGGACACAUGGCCAGCACAUGCUCUUGGUCCCAGUGCCCCAGAUCUCAACCCUGGGGUGGCCAAACAGAGUAAUGAAUUCAUGCCAAAGGGUGUGCAUAAGCCAAAGUUCCUGGAACAAUUAGAGGCUUUCUUGCAAAAAGAAUUGCGCUCUUUAGAUUGUGCAGAAAUGGUUCCAAGUGAAAAAAGAUUACAGGCUUUUAGGGAGGUAUUUGAAUAUUUAAUAGAAGACUUCAAGACUUACAAGCCUCUGUUAUCAGCAAUAAAGCAUGAGUAUGAGAUGAUGUUGAUUCAUCAGAGGGAGAAGAUCAGGGAACUGGAACCUUUGAAGAGCAUGCUAGUCACAGUAUCUGAGCAAUGUGAAAAGAAACUUCUAGCUGUCAAACAGGAAGAGAAAUCAGAUAUGCUGGAGAUGAAGAAGGAGAAUCAAAGACUUCAAAAUAUAAUAACAAAACUAAGAGAGGAACAAGUGUCACUCCAAGUUCAAGUAGAGAAGCUUCAAGAGGAACUUGCUGCCGAAUACCUGAGAUAUAGGAACGAGUGCGAUGCUAGGAAAAUGUUGAUAGCGGACAUAAACGAACUGAAAUAUCAACAGGAGGAUGCCAAAAAACCAAACGCUGAAGAAGAAGGGGAAGGAAAAGAAGAUGUCACCUUCCUAAAAUUGGCUCUUAAGAAAGCGCGCGAAGACCUCGACGCUAAGAAUAAAAAGCUGGCGGAAAUGGAAGCUGAUUAUGGUGAUGUCGUACCAAGACGAGACUUUGAAAGGCUUGAAGCGCAGUUUAAUAAAUUGCAAAAAGAUAUGGAGACAUUUACGGUGGAUAAUCAAAAACUCAUGCAAGAACACAACGCAAUUCUUGAAGUACACAAGAAAGUUGUUGAGCAGAGAGACCAGUACGCUCAUGACACUGAACAGAUGAGAAGAAGCGCUACUCCAAGACCUCACUGGGAGAAAUGUGGUCAGUAUAUUGAAGGUGGAAUCGAUCGCUGGAACGAGUUGUCACAGGACAGAAGUAGUGAUGAGCUUGUGGAUAUUUUACUAGCAGAAAUGACAGGACAAGAUAUUGCUAUUAUUCAGGCUGGAGUGAACACGGGAGCGGAAUACUUCACUGGACAGGGUACAGGCCCUGAAGUGCCCAGGUUCCUACGUUUUGAGGGACAAGUUCGUAACAGACGGCUUGGGAAGAGGGAUACGUCACUGCUUAUUAAGGACAUCUGGCAAGAAAAGGCUGCCCAUGAUGCGGAGAAACCGGAUGGAGAACGCGAUGACUUGGGCGAAUUCUUGUAUCAGUAUCUCCAAAGGCGAUUUGGUGUCGAGAACAUGAUCGUCGAAUGGGGAUACAAUCUUUACGAUGCAUGUGGAAGAUACUCACACGAUCCCAGAAUAGGACUGUUCUUCGGCAUUCUGCAGAAAGAGGUCGACGAAGCUGUUCAUCACGAUCAGCUAGUAAUGUUAGAGAAACUUUACAAUGCUUUGACUAAAGUUGAUCUGGCAGCAGGAAACCAGGGUACAUUAUCCCGCGCAGACCUGGAGCAAUGCCUGCGGUCGUUUUUCCCGUUGAAAGACGAUGAAUCAAUUGAAGCGUUAAUGAAAGCCUGCGAACAGGAAGCACCGGGAGAGAGUGUUCAAUAUAAAAAUCUGUUUACUGAGGACGAGGAAGGGCGGUCUGGUCCAUUUGUGGACAAGAUCAGAGAACAGGAAAAGCUUGAGAAGACCAUGUACAUAAAGGAUAUCGAAAGCGCUCUGGGUGGCAGCAGUGAAGUUUCUGUUGAGGAUGUCCGCCGAGCCAUUCAGUCUGUUGACCCAGAGGCACCGACUGAGAUGAUUGAUAAAUACCUGGAGCGAGCGUUUAACAUCCCCUCUGAGCAGCAAGAGUCUGGCACCAAGAUUGAAACGACGCUGUUAGUCAAGAGAUUACAAAGUGGAAGCGUUAGGAGACUGGGCGCCAAACCGAAAUGAACAGACGCAGAUGAACUUUUCAUGGACAGUUUAUUUUUUACACCCUUUGAUCUAAAAAUGGCUGUAAUUUUCUAACGAUCCAAACUUUAAGUUCUAGGAAAUUGUAAAAAGCUAUUCAGUGUACUGAGCAAUGAGAGAAAAGAAAAAACAGUUGUUGAGAGCGUCAUAAUUAGAAAUUAAGUGAAUACUUAACCUAAACCCAAAACCUAAUUUUUGGUUUUAAAUGUAUAUAAUAAAAGGUGUACAUAUAUUUAAAAGCAAAUAGCGUCGAAACUACUA
Pocillopora verrucosa is the source of this 2535-nucleotide messenger RNA. Its product is annotated as translin-associated factor X-interacting protein 1-like. The record is from RefSeq and is a predicted model, not a curated record. Gene Ontology annotation, cellular component: cytoplasm. NCBI's taxonomy places the organism in Eukaryota, Metazoa, Cnidaria, Anthozoa, Scleractinia, Pocilloporidae.